UCGUAGGUACUAAAUCUCUCACCAUUGAAAUUGGACUUAGUUGCAUGACCUGAUAUAAGACCGUGGUUGUCACUUGCUACGCCUCUUGAUCAAUAAAACGUAGUUUUAUAUUAGAAUGCCCUGUUCAAAUUGAUCAGUCAAACUAUAAAUAAUUUACUCGAAUUAUGUACAAUGGAAGACGUGAUCGAUGCCGAAAUUAUAAAAAAUACGCAAACAUCACUUGGAAAAUAUGUAAAACGACCACCACUUACCGAAAAACUAUUAAAGAAACCACCAUUUAGAUUUCUACAUGAUAUUGUUACAACUGUGUUAAAAAGUACCGGAUUUUUUGGUGGUUUGUUUGAAGAUGCAGAGUUAGUAUCUGAUAAUGUAAAAGAUAGAGAAAGCAAAAUUUUGUUUCUAACAAAAGUUAUAUCGGUAGUCGGAACUACAACUGGAAAAUCUUUAAGUGCUAAGCCAACCAAAAUAGUAGCUGGUCAAGACCCAGAAAAAACAAAUGAAUUGCUUCAGUGCCUUGCAUAUGCAUUAGAUAAUAAACUGUCAUCAGACGAAGCUGUAAAGCUUUACAAAGCCUCUGCAAAAAAUAAUUCAUUGAGUGAUAAAAAAGCAAAAGACACAUUAAAAUCGAUCAAAAAAGUUCCGAAUGCAAAGAAACUGACAUCAAAAAGUACCGAAAAGAUAAUAAAAGCUGAAAAAAGUCCAAACAAAGCAAAAAUAAAAGAAAACUCUUCAAUAAAAAAAGAUUCACCUCCUAAGAAAACCUCGCAAUCUUCUAAAAUAAUAAAUAAAAAAAUUACGGAAAAUGAAAAACAAGAAAUUCCAAUAAACACUGCGUUGCCGAAUUCCGAACCGAACACAAUAAAUAAAUCUGAUGUGAUUGUAAAAGAAGAAACUAAACAAAGUCUUUUAGAUGAUUCUCGCACUAUUAAUAGUUUAAAUUUAGAAAUAAAUCACGAAAAUGAGCACUCAGCACCAAUAAAUUCUAAUGUAAAUGAUGAAAAAAAUUUUUUUGAAGAUUCGCAAAGCUUAAAAGAAAUAAAUGCAUCUCUUUCUAUAGAAAAUAUAACUAACGAGUCGUCUAAUAAACGUAGCGACACAGCAAGAGAAAGUAAUGAAAAUGGGUAUGAACACAUAUCUAACGAAAAUAAAAUUGCGGACGAUAAAAAUACUUCACGGGAAACAAAUUCUGACGAUAUUAAUGUCAACUUACAAAAACAGGAUAAAGUGAUUACUGGGUAUUCUCAACCAGAAGUUAACGUGGCUGAUGCGAAAGUUUCAACUUUUGCAUCAGGUAAAAGACCAAACAGUGUCAGGCCAUCAUCUUCUAGACCAGGGGCACCUAGAUUUCGGGAUAAACAUGAACUAAUUUUGUCUGCUGUGGAUAAUCUUGUUGUUGGUAAAGUAAAUAUUAUAGCAGAAAAUAGCACCCAUGAAGAAGAAGAAGAAUCAAGUAUUAUACUUGUAGAAAAUACGGAAAUUAAUUCGCAAAAUGACGAUGAUCAAUUGGAAUCAUCUACUACUCAACAUGGUCACCUUGUACAACAAAUACUAAAUGCACAAAAAGAAUUUUCUGAAGUCAGUAGUAAAAAAAAUAUUGAGUGGCAAUUUGGGGUUCAAAAAGCAAAAGAUGUUAUUAAUCAAGAAAUCGAGCAACUAAGAUUCAACGUGCAAGCUCUCUCGCGAGUGGCUAACCCUUUAGGGAAACUGUUAGAUCAUGUUCAAGAAGACGUAGAAGUGAUGCGCCAAGAACUUCAACAAUGGACUAAAAUUUACGAAGAUACUUUGAAACAGUUGCUAAAACAAAAAGCAGCAAAUGAAGAAUAUUUUCUUCCACUGCAUUCAAAAGUAAGACAAUUGGAAGCAGAAAUAACCGAGAAACAUGAUAAGAUAAAUGAUCUUAAAAUUGUUAUACACAAAAAUACUUCAAGAAUCGAAAAAUUGUUGGCGAGCGGAAAUGUGCAAUAGUGUUAUUGUUUUUAAUUUUUAAUAGUACCAGAAUAUUGUAUACCUAUCUCUACUGCAUAUAUUUAAUAUUUAGUAUAAAUAAAACACGAACUUCUAAUUAGAAUUUAGUAUGUAUUCAA
Melitaea cinxia (Glanville fritillary) is the source of this 2084-nucleotide messenger RNA. It is a transcript of the gene IFT54, whose product is annotated as TRAF3-interacting protein 1. Bases 172 to 1965 code for a protein of 597 amino acids. Gene Ontology annotation, cellular component: centrosome; ciliary basal body; axoneme. The transcript is spliced from 7 exons. Gene Ontology annotation, molecular function: microtubule binding. Lineage: Eukaryota; Metazoa; Arthropoda; Insecta; Lepidoptera; Nymphalidae. Gene Ontology annotation, biological process: intraciliary transport; regulation of microtubule cytoskeleton organization; cilium assembly. The record is from RefSeq and is a predicted model, not a curated record.